This is a messenger RNA of Bolinopsis microptera, 1263 nucleotides long. RefSeq names its product radial spoke head 14 homolog. Gene Ontology annotation, molecular function: protein binding. The record is from RefSeq and is a predicted model, not a curated record. The transcript is spliced from 9 exons. The coding region runs from base 39 to 1103 and encodes 354 amino acids. Lineage: Eukaryota; Metazoa; Ctenophora; Tentaculata; Lobata; Bolinopsidae.
AGAUCAUUAUAGUCACCUUACAAAAAACCUCAGUCAGGAUGGCCACCACACGGAUCACCACUGCCUUACCUCCAAAUAUCGACAUAACCAAAGCAGAGCUUGCUUAUGGAGAACAUAUGCUUCCAAAGCUGAACAGACAGCUGCAAGAUAGUACAUUGAUAACAAGACAACGAGCUCUCAAUGCUCUGUGUGAUGUGUUACACAACCCUGAACAUGUCAGUGCUGCACUUAAAGUUGGAAUGGCCAAGAGUCUAAAGAAACUAUUAGGUGAUUCAGAUGGGACUGUCCGGUGGAAAGCAACUGAGGUGCUUUUCAUUUGCUCUAACCACGCCAUCGGUCGAGAUGCUAUAUUAGAGUUUGAUCUCAUUCAGCCAAUAUCAGCAUUAUUUGACGACAAACACGAAGAUGCCAGACUUAUGUCUCACAGGGCUGUUGAGAGUGUUAGUCAUACAGUCAAUGGUGCUCAAGGGAUUGUUAAUGCUAAUCUCAUCAAGAAACUAGUCGAAAAGCUUAAAACUGAAACCGACGAAAUUAAGCAACUAGUAUUGGAUACCCUACACUACUGCAUGAAAGUGGACACAAAUCAGGCCCUUGCAGCUCAGGCUAUGGAGGUCUUCACCUCCCUUCUGGGUCAUGAGACGUGGGAGAUAAGAGGAAAAGCAGCUCGAGAUAUAAUGGAUAUCAGUUUCCCAUUGGAAGGUAAGAAGAGGGCGGUGAAAGUUCGGUGUAUUCCUGUGUUGGUCAAACUACUGGCUGAUAAACAUUUUCACGUGCGAGCGCAGGCAGCUGGCGCUUUGAUGAGUAUAGCGAUCACAACGGAAGGAAAACGAGAGUCGAUCAGUGCGGGAGCUGUGGAAGCGUUGAUGAAACUGCUACAAUCUGACGAUUCCUCCGACGUGCGGUUAAACGUGAUCAAGGUUAAUACGUGCUCAAACGUACGACUCUUGACGGUGAAGGCUAUCACGAUGCUGGCAGAAGCACCCUCGGGAAGAGAGAAACUUACAGCGAUCGUUCCUACUCUUCGAGAUAUUGCCAACACAGGCGGACCCAUGAUGCAGAAAGUAGCAAAAACUGCCAUCAACGUCAUCACUUGGCAACCAUGAGGAUAAAAACAUAAAGAAACCCAGAGAGACUCGUGAUUCAUUCUAUUCUUUAUCAAAAACAUAGAUUUAUCAGACCAUUGAUAUUGUAAAUAAGCUUGUACAAAUGUUUUUGCUCGAAUCCCGAUUCACAGAAUUUAUAACCAGAUUUUAACCACCAUUA